UUUCUCUUUUUUCAAAAAUAUCAUUUCCUUUCCCCCUUUUUGCUCUUUUCUUUUCUUUCAUUUUCUUCAAUAUCCAAUUUAUUAUGAGAAUAGACUCUCUUGCAACCAUCGCCAAAAGAGAAACGUCGACCUUGUGCUCCACGACAGAAUGCACCCAGGCCGCAGAAUCAAUAUUAGCAAGUAUUGACUUUAAUGUUGAUCCUUGUUCGGAUUUUUAUCAAUAUACUUGCGGCAGUUGGUUAAACCAAGCGGUCAUUCAACCAGAUCGAUCAUCUGCUGGUACAUUGGAUAGUGCAAGUGACGUCAACAUAGCAGUAAUGAAGGAAAUCCUUGAGGGCACGUAUGAUGAUGUGUACAAAAACCUUACCAGCAAUACCAACGGCUUCCACGUCGAGGACCAAGAAAAAGCAGACAAAGAUAAUUUUGAUACUUUGAAAAAUUAUUACGACCUCUGCAAGGAUUUGGACCGAGCCAAUGCUUUAGGUCCAACUCCCAUCUAUAAAGAUGUGGCCACCAUCGAAAACGAGCUUACGCCCGAAAAGCAAGAAGAAAACGGAGGCCUAACCAAUGCUAUUAGUCGAACAAUAACUCUUUUGCAGAAACUGGAUAUUGACAGCUUAAACGUAAUGACAGUCGAUACAGAUGACAAACAUCCUGAUAUGAAUAUUAUUGUAUUUGACCAAGUCAAAUUAGGCUUGCCAUCCAAAGAAUAUUACGAAAAUGAAGAUACGCUGAACAAGUAUAAGAAUGGUUUGACCGAUAUACUGACAAAAGUGAUUGGCCAGUAUUCCAAUGGAACAGAAGAUGAUGCAGUGCGUGAGGAUGCAAGUGCACAAGUCGGAUUUAAGCGAUGGUCCGAUGAUAAAGUGCAAAAUGCUGUGGAUCGGUUCAUCGAAUUUGAGAAACAGCUUGCAAAAAUAGCCUUGAAAGCCGAUGAAAUGCAAGACCCUGUUCAAUUAUAUAACCCUAUGAAGCUGUCUGAAUUCCAAGCACAACACAACAAAAUUGAUUGGACUUCUAUUAUCCAGGCACUCUUACCUUCAGAGAGCAAUUUGCAGUCAUCAGAUACCACCGUCAUCGUAAGAACGCCUACUUUCUAUGAUCAGUUAGAAAAACUACUUUCAUCCUCCUCCAACGCAGUGAAUGCAUCGGACGACGAAGAGGAGAAAAGCAAUUAUACCGUGUCACCACAGACCCUGCAAGAGUAUUUUGUCAUUACUUAUGUCCUUAGUAGAACUUACGCAUUAGACGAUGCCUCUCGUGCCGCGUUUCGUAAAAUGCGUGGCGAGAUCGUGAGCGGCACCUCCGUCGAACAGCCACGAUGGAGGAUGUGUGUUAGUUACACUAGUCAAACGUUCCCAGAAUCUUUGGGCCGCUAUUACACAUUGAACAGAUUUGGUAGCGAAGAUGAAAGACAAAAAACAGAAGUUUUGUUGACGUCCAUCCACGAUGCAUGGAUGCAGAAGCUGGAGAAAGAGAUAGAUUGGCUUGACGAAACCACAAGAAAGAAAGCUAUAGAAAAGGUUCAACUUAUCAAACAUAAAGUUGCUUACAGUACAGUCACGCCUGAUGUUCGUCAACCUGAUUCGAUCAAAGAGUACAAUGAUGGACUGUAUGUCGACCAGAAGAGCUUCUACGACACAGAAAAUGUAAGUGCUAUGUGGAAUAGCCGAAAGACAUGGAAUAAGUUUGGACGCAAAGUCGAUAAGGAUGAAUGGUACAUGUCGCCGCAGACGGUGAAUGCCUAUUAUUCGCCCAACUCGAAUGAGAUUGCUAUUCCUGCUGGUAUCCUGCAAUCUCCUCUUUAUAACGCUAAGAGUCCAGCCUAUUUGAAUUACGGUGGUAUAGGCUCAGUGAUCGGCCAUGAAUUAACUCAUGCAUUUGAUAGUUCUGGUAGAAAGUAUGACGGUAAUGGAAACCUUGUAGAUUGGUGGACAAAUACAACAGCAGCUCAGUUCGACGCAAACAGUCAAUGUUAUGUUGAACAAUACUCUCGGUUCACUGUCUUGGGAGCGGAUGGAAAGCCUAUCAACGUCAAUGGCAAGCUGACUUUGGGUGAGAAUCUUGCGGACAAUGGCGGGCUUUCAGCGGCCUUAUCGGCUUACAGAAAUGCAACAGCAGGCAAAGAAUCAGAGACUCUGCCUGGGCUGGAAAAACUAUCGCCUGAAGCGCUUUUCUUUGUCAAUUAUGGUCGUAACUGGUGCAGAAUACAGAGACCAGAAGUGGCUGUCCAAAUGAUUUAUAUAGACCCACAUUCACCAACAAGGGCUCGUGUAAAUGGUGCCAUACAGAACAAUCCAGAUUUUGCAAAGGCGUUUAACUGCCCGGUGGGUAGUCCAAUGAAUCCCGAAAAGAAAUGCAGCAUGUGGUAGGAAGACUAUCCUGCACCAAUAAACAGUUUGUACUAUUUGUUUCUAUUUUCUCAUCACUUUAUAAUAAACAAUUUGAUAACACAUCAUUCUAAACUUAUACAUUUUUGACUUUAAUAAAACUUGAUUUUUUUUUUCACCCC
Molecule: messenger RNA, 2512 nt
Organism: Mycotypha africana
Lineage: Eukaryota; Fungi; Mucoromycota; Mucoromycetes; Mucorales; Mycotyphaceae
Exons: 7
Coding region: 84-2372 (762 amino acids)
Biological process (GO): protein processing
Cellular component (GO): plasma membrane
Molecular function (GO): metalloendopeptidase activity
Source: RefSeq, a predicted model, not a curated record